GGCGUAUCCAAUACAAACCUGAACUCAUUGAUAUUGGCAAAAUUAUGAUUUUAAAAUUACUUUUCGUUGCAGUUUGUUUAUUUCUCGUGUCUGUACAAAGAGUAACUGGGGAUUUGAUCCAUAAGCUGCGUGAAUAUGAUAUUGUUAGUGAUUUUGAAAUACACAGUAGAUCAGAGAGAGAUGUCACAGGAAUGUCAGUAUCAAGAAAGAGGGUAAAAUUUACUGGACUUGGCAGAAAUUUUUCUAUCAGCUUAACUCCAGUGGUGGGAUUAUUUACCAGUGAUUUUAAAGCAGUAAUUGAUGAUGGAAGUGGAAGAAGAACGCCAUUCAUGUUCAAUAAAAAUAACUUUUUUGAAGGCUUGCUAGAUGGGGACAAGAAGAGUAAAGUUCAUGCUUAUUUUGAUGAAGAGGACAAUACAAUGACAGCCUCCAUAACAUCAGAGGGAGAGGAUGUCGUGGUAGAGCCUGAGUGGAGACAUGCAAGGACCAGAAAGAAAGGAUCCAAUAUGAUUAUUUAUGCAGUCAAAGAUAUGAAAUGGCCAAACAGUGGUACAAACUCCAGUGGAUUUGAGUAUUGUGGAGCUGUGCAUGGACAAGAGCUGCACAAUCCUCAAGAAAUCAAGUUCUCUAAACACAUGGAAGAUAACGAGCAUCAUAGAAACAAGCGAGCAGCCAAUGUAAACUGUCGUCUGAUCACAGUAGCAGACUACAAAUUCUACCAGAGUAUGGGAAACAGCAAUAAGUAUACUACAGCUAAUUACAUGGCCAGUGUUAUUGACAAAGCUAAUCUGAUCUACAGAGAGACAAAUUUUGCUGGAUAUACAGGGCUGGGUUUUGAAAUUGCAGAAAUGAUUAUAAUGACUGCCCCUACAGUUGUUAGUAAUGGAAUACUGCAUUACAACAUGCAAAAUGGUCCCUGGAGAAGCAACACAAAAGGCCUCCUUGAUAGCUUCAGCAGUCAAGCAAACAAAUGGAGUGAUUUUUGUCUGGCCCAUCUUUUUACUCACCAGCCAUUUGACAACAAUGUGUUAGGACUGGCCUAUAUUGCUGGUUCCCGAUCAACAGACAUUGGUGGCCUUUGCUCUCCUACAACAUAUUUGGGUGGAGUGGAAGUAUCUUUAAACACUGGAUUCACCAGUACAAUGUAUUCAUCUGGAUCAACUGUCCUGUCACGGCAAGCAGAGCUGGUCACUGCUCAUGAACUUGGACACAAUUGGGGGAGUGAACAUGACCCCACCUCAGGGGAUUGUGCCCCAUUCUCUAUAUUUGGAGGAAAGUACCUGAUGUACCCCUUCUCAGUGUCAGGAGAUGAUGAUAACAAUGAUGAAUUUUCCAGUUGCAGUAAAAACUAUAUUGGUCGAGUUCUAAGUUCAAAGAUUGGAUGUCUCACCGAGUCCGUAGCGGUGACUUUGUGUGGUAAUGGGAGAAUAGAUCCAGGGGAGGAGUGUGAUGGGGGAUACCUGGGGAAGUUUGGUCUAGAUGACUGCUGCCUCCAGGAUUGUACACUUAACGCUGUCAAAAAUGCAGUGUGCUCUCCAUCUAACUAUGGCUGCUGCAGCUCCAGCUGUCAGGUUCAAAGUUCAGGGACUUUCUGCAAUGCUGCACAACAGUGUAAAGAAAAUGCCUUUUGUGAUGGUACCAGUUUAAGUUGCCCUACUGGUGCCAACAAACAGCCUGGAACAGUUUGCACAGGUGGAUUUUGCAAUAUUAAUGGAAAUUGUCAACCUUUCUGUGAAUAUUAUGGUCUGACAUCUUGUGUUUGUGCAGGAGAGGCCAACUCCUGCCGGCGGUGCUGUAAAUCGUCCUCUGCCUCAACAUGUGCUCCCUAUAAUAACACAGAGUACCUGGGGGACGGUUCACCUUGUUUCAAAGGAUACUGUUCUGGGGGAGUUUGUAUAGAGACAAAGCCAUCAUUAACUGAAAGAUUCUAUGCAAUACUGGACAAGAUCAGCUUUGACUAUUUAGCGGAGACCUUCAAAACCAAUAUGGUGGCCAUCAUCCAGGCUUUCUCACUGGUUUUGUUUAUUCCUAUCUGCUGUGUGGUGUUUUAUAAGGAUAGAAAGAAAACAAAGAAACAGAGAUUAGAGAUGUCUGCAAAAUGCAGAGCUGACAGGACUCUGACCUUUGAUGAGGACAGGAGACAGAUCAAGAGGAAGAAGAAAAUCCCUCCCAAGUUUAUCCCUGCCCCUCCUGAGGCUGUAAUCCACAGAUCAGGGUCUCGCAGUGGGUCCAGAAAGAAUCAGGUUGCCCCCCUUCCCCCAAGGCGAUACUAGUCUUUACGCAAAUGACAAUCUUUAAGCCUAAUUUAUUAUUCCAUUUUAUAAUAUACUUUAAUAACUGUCUGUGAUAAAAUUUGAUAAAAUGUAAAAGUGGUCUAUUUAUAUACAAUGAAGGUCACAACGAAUUUAUGCAUAAAUGUAUAUGAAUUCUACAUGUAUACAUAUGUUUUUUGUUUCAUGCAAAGACUUGAAAGAGUAAUGCCCCGUACAUUCUUUUGAAAUAUAGUAGAUUAAUGGCCUCGCAUUCUGUCACACAGACAUUAAUCUGUUGUGGAAUCUCUAAAUAUUUUAUACAUAAUUUACUUUUUUGUAUUUUGAUACAUGUCCUGAUAUUUUAUUAGUAAUUUGAAUAUUUUACAUCAGCUGAGUUAGGUAUUUGACAUUACUUUUUCUUUUUUAAAUAAUAUUAAAAUAGCUUCCCUCUUAGGAAAACCUUAAUACACACUGCAAAUCAGUAUCAUAUUGCCUAUCAGUGAGAAAGAGUAUUUGGGUUUGUUCCUAACUUUUCCAUCAUUAAAAUUAAUCAUAAUACAAUGUGAAAAAACAAACAUGUAAAUAUAUACUUGUAUGUUCACAACAUUUGUUGAACUAAAGAAGAAGAAAUCAAAUAAGCUUUUAUAUGAUGCUUCAGAAUACAUUGUACACCCAUUAUAAGUAUUUUGUGAAGUAAGAUACUUGUUUGCAAAAUAAUGAUAUCUGUUCAUAAAUGCAAUCUUUCCUUUGAUACAUAUGUACUUUGUGUUGUAGUCUCAGCUACCUAAUUAUAGCUGAACAUUUUUUACAUGAAAAGAACAUUGACUUUUAUAACAUGUAAUCAGAAAAUAUUGCAAUGGUUGAUUUUGUGAUAUAGUGCAUUUCAAUAUAGAUUAUACCUAGGUUGUGUUUCACCAUGAUCUGUAAACUGACGGUUUCAAAACCAAAAAUCAAAAACAGACCGGAAAAUGAUAGAUAAGUUUUGAAUAUUUUUUACUCUACUUUUGUUUCUUUCAGGCACUUUAUAUCAGUAAACUGUAUAUGUUUUUUUUUAUUUGAAAUGUAAAAGUUUGUAGAUAUAUCUAAUCAGAUUUUAUUUUUGUGUAAAAUUAACGUAAUCAGUAGUAACUCUUGUCAGAACUUUUACAUAACUCAUCUACAUAGUUUUAUUUUCUAGCAUAUUAUAUUUCUUGCAUGAUUAUGAUGAAGAUAGUGAGUAUGAGAAUGCCUGUGUAUGAUAGAUAGAGUGCAGAUCUAAUGUAUGUUGUAUGUAUAUAAUGAAAAUCUUUUUAAUGAAUUACUGAAUGUUGAAUGUGCUCUAAAUACAUCUACGUAUGUGUACAUUUUUUAGAAGAACUUUGUUUUUAUAUUUUGCAUCAAUUGCAGCCUAUUUAUUCUUUUUACAGUAUAAAACCUAUUUUGUUUACAAGUUUAAAUUUUGAUUUACAGUAAUUUAUUUAUUCUGUGGAAAUUCAUACAUUUUUUAGCUCACCUGAACUGAAGGCUGAAGUUUACUUUUCUGAUCAAAGAGUGUCCGGCAUCUGUCUGUUGUCCAUCGUCUGUCAUAUGUUCUCUGUAAACUUUUCACAUUUUCAACUUCUUCUCAAGAACUUCUGGGUCAUUUUCAACCAAACUUGGCACAAAGCAUCCUUGGGUGAAGGGGAUUCAAAUUUGUUCAAAUGAAGGGCCAAGCUCUCUUUCAAGGGGAGAUUAUACAGAAUUAAUCAAAAUUUAAUGGCAUCUUUUAAAAAUCUCAAGAACCAGAAAAGAUGAAACAUGUAAAAGUUUCAUUACAUAGAGUAGAUUCAAGUUUGUUCAAAUCAUGACCCCCAGGGUUGGGGGGGGGGGGAGCAACAACAGGGGAUCAAAGUUAUGUAUAGGAAUAUAUAGGAAAUAUCUAUAAAAUCUUCUUCUCAAGAAUAGCAAAGCCAUGAUUAGUCAUUAAUACUGAAGGCAUCAUAAGGUAGUUUAGAUUCAAGUAAGUUUGUUCAAAUCAUCCCCCCCCAAGGGCUAGGGUGGAGUCACAAUAGAUCAAACUUUUACAUAGAAAUAUAAAGGAAGAAUUCUACUGAAGCCCUGAUUAGUCAAAGAAACAUGGAAGCAUCCUCAGUUAGUGUAGAUUCAAUUCUGUUCAAAUUGUGACCCCCUGGCAGUAGUUUUGGACCACUUUUAUAUUUAAACUUGUCAAUAAUGAACUGAUUUCUGCUUUUCUCUGGCCAAAGUGCUCAGGUGAGUGAUGUGGCCCAUGGGCCUCUUGUUCAAUCAAACAUUGCUUCCUUUAGCAAUAAUUACAAGGGAUAUUUUACCAUUUUGUAUUUCCACUGAGAUCAUUCUGAAUUGUCUGGCAAAAUUGUGAGAUUUUACCCUCUGGAUACAAUGUCAUAUUUGAUACUCUAUUUAGCUGAUAUGUUCCAGUUUUACUUUACAUCAAUUGCAUAAUAGAUUGAUUUAAUGAAAUGCAUAAUAUAUUUUUGAG
Molecule: messenger RNA, 4728 nt
Organism: Saccostrea echinata
Lineage: Eukaryota; Metazoa; Mollusca; Bivalvia; Ostreida; Ostreidae
Product: ADAM 17-like protease
Exons: 23
Coding region: 45-2273 (742 amino acids)
Biological process (GO): membrane protein ectodomain proteolysis; Notch signaling pathway
Cellular component (GO): plasma membrane
Molecular function (GO): metalloendopeptidase activity
Source: RefSeq, a predicted model, not a curated record